Molecule: messenger RNA, 1661 nt
Organism: Coregonus sp. 'balchen'
Lineage: Eukaryota; Metazoa; Chordata; Actinopteri; Salmoniformes; Salmonidae
Source: the annotation of a GenBank genome assembly
AUGGCCACUCGCGAGGGCUGCCACUGUCUGGGCGCCGGGUGGCAAAACAAUAAUAACAGCAUCCUGUACAAUAUACUGAAGAACGACAGCCUCGCGACCACCGAGAAACAACAACAACCAACACCACAACCACAACAACACCAACAGCAUCGCGGGCACAGGGUCCCCUCCUGUGCCUCCCUCUCCUCCUCCUGUUCCUCCUCUUCUUCCUCAUCGUCGCGGCUUGAGCUAAGGCAACAACAGGCAUGCUCGUGCGGCUCCUCACGGCGAAGGGGGUCUCUGCGGUCCCCGCAGGUGACCUGCAAAGCCGCGUCAGCGGUCCUCGUGAAGACUCUGCGGUUCGUGAAGAACGUGCCGUGUUUCCGCGAGCUGCCGGAGGAUGACCAGCUCCUGCUCGUUCGGAACUGCUGGGCGCCGAUGCUCGUGCUGGGCCUCGCGCAGGACCGGGUGGACUUCGAGACCACUGAGACCGCAGAGCCCAGCAUGUUGCAAAGGAUCCUGACCGGUGGCUGUGGCAGCCAGAGCGGCUUAACGGACAGACAGGGCGAACCACUGCUGGAGCAGUGCGCGGGUACUCCUGGGGUCUCUCUCUCGGAUAUCCAGAACAUCAAAGCGUUCCUGAAGAAGUGUUGGGGUUUGGACAUCAGUACGAAGGAGUAUGCCUACCUCAAAGGAACCGUGCUAUUCAACUCAGGUGGGCAGGAUGCUUCAAAACGCCUUAAUUUUCUCACUAAUCAUUGUCUCAUUGUGUCCGUGCUGGAGCACAUGUAAUUAUCCUAAAUACCCAUCUGCAAUGUCAUACAUGUAAUAAUAUAGCACUUUGUCUCUAGUUUUAAAAGUUUGCAAAGCAGUUUCACAGGAAACAAACAACGCUGAUUUAAUACAUGCAUCAUUUCGGCUUAAUGGCAAAUUGCUACAUAGGAAACUAGAUUUAAAAAAUAGGUAUACCAAAACCCAUAAUCACCAUUAUUAGGCUACUAAUUCCCUGCAUCUACUGCAAAGGAAGGAUGUAGGCCUAGUAUCUUAUGGUAUGAUUGUUUUAGGGUUGAGGAGAUAUAUAUCCUUCCAUAUCUGGAGACUUCAGAAACCUUUGCCAAAGGGCCUUGUGAGAUAUUUUGAGGUUAUUUGGUAAUCUGUUGACAAUCAACAGAUGAGACACCUGGUUACCAUCGUGACCCGGGCUCCUUCAACAACCCAAAGUUUCUAUAAACACUGAUUCUGUUCUUCUGCCCCCUCCCCUCCCCUCCCCUCCCCUCCCCUCCCCUCCCCUCCUUUCCUCCCACCUCUCCCCAGAUCUCCCAGGUUUGCGCUACCUCCACUACAUCCAGUCGCUGCGGCACGAGGCUCACCAGGCGCUCAACGAGCACAUGAAGCUGAUCCACCGGGACGACACCACACGCUUCGCCAAACUGCUCAUCACCUUGUCCAUGCUGAGGGCCAUCAGCCCCCCUGUGGUCACACAGCUCUUCUUCAAGCCCGUCAUCGGAGCUGUCAACAUGGAGGAUGUCCUACUGGAGAUGUUCUACGGGAAGUAGAUGCUUUCCAUGGUCCCGUCCAGAAACAACCCCUAGAUAUGGCCUCCUAUAAGUUCUAGGCACUUCUCCUAGCCCCUACCCCCUAGAAACUUCACCUUGCCCCUAGCCCAGGGUUUCCCAAACUCG